ACCGCCAAGUAGGUGGGUGCAAUACAUAUAGCCUUUUUUGGCCAUCCGGACUGCGUGUACCAUCUUGGGCCGGCAGAUCAGCAGAGGUGCCAUUUUGUGAAGCCCGACCCUCAUUAUUUGCGUCUGAUGAGUCUUUCGCGAGUAUGACGAUGACGACCAUAAAUUAAAACGCUCGCUAGUAAGACCUCUUCUCCUCCCAAGAUACUGGACCACCACCACCUCGCCAUCCUGCCAUGCCGCCCCCGCCCGGCUCCUCUGGCAAACGCAGAGACCAAGGGGACCCGCCCGCUGUCCAGCCAUACUCCAAAACCGUCGCCAAAGAAGUCCGGCGAAGCCGAGGAGAGAUCGCAUGCGCGGAGUGCAGGCGACUCAAGGUUCGCUGCAACCGCCAGAUACCUUGCUCGACGUGCAUCAGUCGUGGCUGCGUUGCACUCUGUCCGAAUGGGGUGCUGCCACCAGGGGAUAACAGCCGAUUCGUUUCAGCGGCCAAGGACCACCUCCGGAAGAAGAUAGGAAAUCUACAGGAGCGCAUGUGUGCGCUUGAGGAUGCCCUUGCUAUCGCCCAGGCCAACGAAGGCAAUGAACCCCACCCUCUGUUGAAACGGCCUUUUAAGUUCGACGACGAAAGGGAGCCACCUGCCGAUACUGACGAAGGUGAAGAAGAGGAAGGGGAAAGCCAAACAAUGCCAGCAGAGGCGUUGGCUGACUCUUUCGGGACCCUUCACAUCGACCAAAGGGAAAAGACUCUUCGAUUUUAUGGGCCAGCUGGAGGAGUGGAGAGCCUGUUGGAUGUAUGUGCAAAUUUCUCGGCAUUUAUUGAAGUCUCUGAUUCGUGGUCGCCCAAGGACGAACAAUCAUCGAGCCUGUCGUUCGACCCGGACGAGAACAACGUCGACCUACGUGUACUUGGUCUUCCGGCCGAACUCAACGCCUUCUACUACGCCUUCCCGCUCGUCCCGACAGGCAUUCCAACAGCACCCAUCCGGACCAUCAUCGAGUCCUACCUGCCUCCCUGGGACCGCGCUGUACAGCUCUGUCGCAUCCUACUCGAGCACAUGUCAUGGAUGUUCCAGAUAGUUACCUUCCAACAGUUUACGCAAGACCUCAUGCCCACCGUCUAUACCGCAGACGGGCCGGACUCAACGCCCGGACCAUCAACAUGUGGCUCGCACGACUUGGCCCUUUUCUUCGGCGUUCUCACCAUAGGCGCGUUGAUCGACUUGUCUCUGCCUCCAUACAAUAGUCAGGCGCAACUAUACUAUGUCCUGUGCCGUUGUGCACUGGCACUGGAGUCUCCGAUGGCCAGGGCUUCACUAUCAACUGUCAAGGCGUACCACUUCAUCAGCCUCUACAAUGGCAUGAGCGGCAGAGAAAGCAACAUGUCGAAUACCUACACCAUCUUAAACUUUAGCAGCCGUAUCGCGAUGAAGAUCGGCCUCCACAUCGACCCUGACCAUUGGAAGCUGUCUCCCAAGGAAGCUUACGCCCGUCGCACAUAUUUCUGGAACCUCCUGCAAGGAGACAUAUGGCAGAGUAUGGGUACGGGGAGACCUCCUGCAUUGGCAAACGCAUACGGACACUGCCGGAUACCCACAGUGCUGGAGGAACAACAAUAUCAGCGCGGAGAGUACUCUGCCCUCGGUUUUGGCGUAUGGGGCUUCCAAGCAAGCGAGCAGCUGCUCAUCCCCGUGAUGAAGCUCGUCAUGUCGGUUAAGUCUCCGUCAUACGGAGACGUCUUAGAACUCGACAAGAAGAUACGCUUGUACGGACUUUUUGACACGACGGACACCAUGAACUCACCCGGCGUGGCGGCAUCGAUGGGUUGCUGGGUCCGCUCGCACUAUAUGGAAGUCAUUCUUCUGGCAUUACAUCGCGCCUUCUUCGCUCAGGCGAUAGCCAUGAACUCCCAGAAUCCUCUUGACACCCCCUACGGCAAAUCGUUCAUCACAGCCUACAAUUGCGCUUGGCGGGUUAUCGAAACUACCAGUUAUGCCUUUAAACGCCACCACCAGCUCAUGUCGCGGGUUUGGAUGAUUUGGUCAUUCAAUUUCGUCUCUGCCGUUAUCAUCGGCGCGGUUGCAUCGCGAUAUAAGAACCUGCCGAUAGAGCCACCGCCACUCCCAGCACUGCACCAGGCGUGCAUUCUUUUCGAAGGGGCCUCGAAGACGAACAGCCGAGCGGCAAAGGCCUUGCCUGUGCUCCUGAAAUUGCGCGAGCGCGCCGGCCGUCUACACGGCCCCGCAGCCAAGGCAGAAAACGCGCCAGGCGGAGAGGAGCUUGCGAUCCUUACCGGCCAGCCGCGACUGACCGUCGCGUCCUCCGCACACCCUGAUCCCACGAUUAGCGGGCCCGCUCCCACCUAUCCACCGGCGCAGCCAUCCAUCCGUGGCGGGUGGGACUACAGCGUUCCCUCGACGGGCUCACGCUACACACAACCGGGCACCAGUCACCACCGUUCUGCAAUACCGGAGUCGCCUGCUACCGGCCAGCAUUUUAAUCAGUACGCUGCGGCGAUACCGCAGGAAGCCUGGGGGCCUCCCCAGGGCCAGUCAUACCCAUACCAAAGUCAGGCUGUGGACUUCAACCUAGGCGACGCGUGGACGACGUUCAUGCGCUCCGUCGGCGUCUAACGACGCCUAGCAGCAUAUGCAUACUAUUGAUCCCUCUUCUUGCUUUCGAUGCUCUCUGUACUAUCUCCACCCGGCUUUCCUAGCAUUGUCCACAUCUCUACGCAACGACACACUGGUACUAUUAGACACGAGGCUAUUUGUCACAGCACACUGGCCGUUUCAGCUGUAUUUAGUUUGGCAUUUCUGUUGGCUAGUAGCUAUGCAACGGCACAUGUCGCAAAUGACCCUGGAGCUCGGGGAAAAA
Phanerochaete carnosa HHB-10118-sp is the source of this 2874-nucleotide messenger RNA. RefSeq lists its product as uncharacterized. Bases 234 to 2630 code for a protein of 798 amino acids. Gene Ontology annotation, biological process: regulation of DNA-templated transcription; DNA-templated transcription. The record is from RefSeq and is a predicted model, not a curated record. The transcript has 13 exons. NCBI's taxonomy places the organism in Eukaryota, Fungi, Basidiomycota, Agaricomycetes, Polyporales, Phanerochaetaceae. Gene Ontology annotation, molecular function: DNA-binding transcription factor activity, RNA polymerase II-specific; zinc ion binding; DNA binding.